AGCCAUGCCUGCCCCUAGGGAAGUGGCUAUCGGCAUCGACCUGGGCACCACUUACUCGUGCGUGGGCGUCUUCCAGCACGGCCGGGUGGAGAUCCUUGCCAACGACCAGGGCAACCGCACCACGCCUAGCUACGUGGCCUUCACCGACACCGAGCGGCUGGUGGGCGACGCGGCCAAGAGCCAGGCGGCGCUGAACCCGCACAACACCGUGUUCGACGCAAAGCGGCUGAUCGGGCGCAAGUUCGCGGACGCGACUGUGCAGGCGGACAUGAAGCACUGGCCCUUCCAGGUGGUGAGAGAGGGCGGCAAGCCCAAGGUGCGCGUCUCCCACCGUGGGGAGGACAAGGCCUUCUACCCCGAGGAGAUCUCGGCCAUGGUGCUGAGCAAGAUGAAGGAGACGGCCGAGGAGUACCUGGGCCAGCCGGUGAGGCACGCCGUCAUCACGGUGCCGGCCUACUUCAACGACUCGCAGCGCCAGGCUACCAAGGACGCGGGCGCCAUCGCGGGCCUCAACGUGUUGAGGAUCAUCAACGAGCCCACGGCGGCCGCCAUCGCCUACGGGCUGGACCGGCUUGGCGCCGGAGAGCGCAACGUGCUCAUUUUUGACCUGGGUGGGGGCACCUUCGACGUGUCGGUCCUCACUAUCGACGCUGGUGUCUUUGAAGUGAAGGCUACGGCUGGAGACACCCACCUGGGUGGAGAGGACUUCGACAACCGGCUGGUGAACCACUUCGUGGAGGAAUUCCGGCGGAAGCACGGGAAGGACUUGAUGGGGAACAAGCGGGCCCUGCGCAGGCUACGCACGGCCUGUGAGCGCGCCAAGCGCACCCUAUCCUCCACCACCCAGGCCACCCUGGAGAUUGACUCCCUGUUUGAUGGCUUGGACUUCUACACGUCCAUCACGCGAGCCCGCUUUGAGGAACUGUGCUCAGACCUCUUCCGAAGCACCCUGGAGCCCGUGGAGAAGGCCCUGCGGGAUGCAAAGCUGGACAAGGCCCAGAUCCAGGACAUCGUCCUGGUGGGCGGCUCCACUCGCAUCCCCAGGGUGCAGAAGCUGCUGCAGGACUUCUUCAGCGGCAGGGAGCUGAACAAGAGCAUCAACCCUGAUGAGGCCGUGGCCUAUGGGGCUGCUGUGCAGGCAGCAGUGCUGAUGGGGGACAAGUGUGAGAAAGUGCAGGAUCUCCUGCUGCUGGAUGUAGCACCCUUGUCCCUGGGUCUGGAGACAGCAGGCGGGGUGAUGACCACACUGAUCCAGAGGAAUGCCACCAUUCCCACGAGGCAGACUCAGACCUUCACCACCUACUCAGACAACCAGCCUGGGGUCCUGAUCCAAGUGUUCGAGGGUGAGAGGGCCAUGACCAGGGACAACAACCUGCUGGGGCGCUUUGAGCUCAGUGGCAUCCCUCCCGCCCCACGGGGAGUCCCUCAGAUCGAGGUGACCUUUGAUAUUGAUGCCAAUGGCAUUCUGAGUGUGACAGCCACUGAUAGGAGCACAGGCAAGGCUAACAAGAUCACCAUCACCAAUGAUAAGGGCCGACUGAGCAAGGAGGAGGUGGAGAGGAUGGUGCGUGAGGCUGAGCAGUACAAGGCUGAGGAUGAGGCCCAGAGGGACAGGGUGGCUGCCAAAAACUCUCUAGAGGCCUAUGUUUUCCAUGUGAAGGGAUCCUUGCAAGAGGAAGGCCUUAGGGACAAGAUUUCUGAAGAGGACAGGUGCAGAGUACAAGACAAGUGUCAGGAAGUCCUCGCCUGGCUGGAGCACAACCAGUUGGCAGAGAAGGAGGAGUAUGAGCAUCAGAAGAGGGAGCUGGACCAAAUCUGUCGCCCCAUCUUCUCCAGGCUCUAUGGGGGACCUGGCAUCCCUGGAGGCAGCAGCUGUGGGGCUCAAGCCCGCCAGAGAGCAUCCAGUACUGGCCCUGUCAUUGAGGAAGUGGAUUGAAUGGCUCCUGGUGACAAGUCAGCUGUGACUGUCAGGACUGGCUUGUGGGCCCUCUGAACUGUAUUCUGUAAUACUGCCCUGUAACUUCAGGGGCGGGAGUGGGGAAGAACUCCCCAAACAGGGAGCUUUCUUCUCAGUAUAUUUUAUAACUGAAGUCUUUCGCCUUUGACCUAUUUUUUCCCUUUAAUUCUCUUCUUCCAUUUCAAACAAGCAGGAAUCAUUAAUGUAUCAUUAAUAGUGUGGCAUUUUAAUGUGUGAAAAUUGUUUUCACCUACGCUUUGUGUAUUUUGUUACUCGCAUGUAUGGAUUAUGUCAUUUGAAAUAAAGAUCUAAAUAAAUUUUUAAAAUGCUUUCUUAGUUUUCAUUUCUGCCAAUUAAGUACACAAAGGGGUUGAUCUUUCAGGAGCAGAAAAUGAUAGGGUCAAUGCUGAGGAGGAAUGUGAAGAAAAUAACACAAGGUUGUGUGCAUGAUUUCUAAAUCAGAAACAGGAUAAGGGAAAGAGUUUGAGAUAGACACAUUGAGACAGUAUUGAAGUGUGAGGGUUAGUAGAGAAGAGAGGACUGUGGCUUAUAGUCCAGAAAGACUGGAGUGGAAUUGGAGUUGGAAAAGCAGAGAAUGGAGAGAAACUUGAGUCCUGGCAAGCUAAUUACUUCUAUGUGUGACCCUAAGAUAAAAAGUCUAUCAGGAGCCUAGUUUAGUUCAUAAGUGUAUUUGUUCUAAUAACAUUGACAGAUAGUUUACAUGCUGGUUAAAACCAGAAACCAAACCCGUUGCUGUUGAGUUGAUUCCGACUCAUAGCGACCCUAUAGGACAGGGUAGAACUACCCUGUAGAAUUUCCAAGCAGUACCUGAUAGACUUGAACUGCCCACGUUUUGGUUAGCAGCCGUAGCACUUAACCACUAUGCAACCAGGCUUUCCACAUGCUGGUUGGCUGUCUCAAAUCACGUCACUUUGCACAUUGUUCUUUUAGAGAACAGAGUCCAACUUCAGGACUCUGGGGAAUAGUAUAUUAGAGAGAGUAGGUCUAGUGGUGUGAUUAAGUUUACUAUUGACUUUAUCUAUGGAAGGGAAAUACCAUGGCCCCUCUGGUUUCUGCUGAUGGGGCCUAGGAUGGUAAUAACAACAACAGUAGUAAUAAUACCUACAUGAAAGGCCGUAUAAUGUAAUGGCUAUAUUAGAACCAGAGUACAUGGAUUUUCAGCUCUGCCACUUUAUAUGCUGUGCAAAUUAACUUCCCUGACCUUCAGUUUCCACUUCUAUGUACUUGGGAUGAUGACGCUAAUAGUGCCUACUUCAGGAUUGUUGAGAAGGUUAAGUUGAUAUAUGUAAGAGGCAAAGAAGACUGGUAGACAUGAGUAAACUAUCAACAAAUAUUUGCUAUUAUUAAAUAUUAUGAGUUGAGGUACUUAACAUACAGGAUCUAAUUUCAUCUUCAUAGCAACAUCGUGGGGUAUUACUGCUUUUUGAAGAAGAUGAUUCUGAAGGUCAAAGCGGUUAAACAAUUUACUCAAAACCACACAGCUGUUAAAUAGCUGGGGGUGGAGGUGGACAGGGCUGGCAUUAAGAACUCUGACUGCCUGAUUCUAGAGCCUAUGCACUGUCACCCCACAAAUAGGCCAUAACUCCAGUAAUUUUCAGACCUUCCCCCGCUGCUGUAAAAUUGGACAUAUUCCUUUAAAACAGUUGCUGAGCACUGAGAGGAAAAGUGUACAUUUUAUUGUACAUUUACAUUGUUAAGAGAAUAUUUGUGUGUUUUUGUAGCAAGUGACUAACCCUAGGACAUAUCCUUAGGCUCAGCUUUACUGCCAGUCAGGUGAAUGACAGUAUAACAGCAAGGAUCAAUCUGCAUGAGUUAGUUCCCAGUCAUCUCAGAAAGGAAGGUCAGCUUGGGUAGAGCAAUACUGCAUAAUAUUUAGCUAAGGAGGAUCCUUUGCAGGUGGAGAGAAGGUUGCACUCUCAACCCACUUGCCUCUGAUUGUCACUUCACAUUUUUAACUGCCCUCUUUUUAUGAACCUGGCCCAAGUCCUAUGCUACCUGGCUUCCCAUUGAAGGAACCUGCAACAAAGAGAUAGGGUCACAUGCACACUUUGUAUUACAUUCUUUGUUUUUCCUGAAUUUCCUCCUAACUUCCAACAUUCACCAUCCCAACCUAUCUGCACCUUCCAAGAGGAAUGAUGACA
Messenger RNA from Loxodonta africana (African savanna elephant), 4119 nucleotides. RefSeq names its product heat shock protein family A (Hsp70) member 6 (gene HSPA6). Gene Ontology annotation, cellular component: cytosol; blood microparticle; plasma membrane. Gene Ontology annotation, molecular function: ATP binding; ubiquitin protein ligase binding; ATP-dependent protein folding chaperone. The record is from RefSeq and is a predicted model, not a curated record. Lineage: Eukaryota; Metazoa; Chordata; Mammalia; Proboscidea; Elephantidae. The coding region runs from base 5 to 1936 and encodes 643 amino acids. The transcript has a single exon.